Molecule: messenger RNA, 803 nt
Organism: Protobothrops mucrosquamatus (brown spotted pit viper)
Lineage: Eukaryota; Metazoa; Chordata; Lepidosauria; Squamata; Viperidae
Product: homeobox protein six1b-like
Exons: 3
Coding region: 1-798 (265 amino acids)
Biological process (GO): regulation of transcription by RNA polymerase II
Cellular component (GO): transcription regulator complex; nucleus
Molecular function (GO): RNA polymerase II cis-regulatory region sequence-specific DNA binding; DNA-binding transcription factor activity, RNA polymerase II-specific
Source: RefSeq, a predicted model, not a curated record
AUGAAUUUUGGCUUCACGCAAGAGCAAGUGGCUUGCGUGUGUGAAGUCUUACAACAAGGGGGCAACAUCGAGCGCUUAGGACGCUUCCUCUGGUCCCUGCCAGCUUGUGACCACCUGCACAAGAACGAGAGCGUCCUAAAGGCCAAAGCGGUGGUGGCCUUCCACCGGGGCAAUUUUCGGGAGCUCUACAAGAUCUUAGAGGGCUAUCAGUUCUCUCCGCACAAUCACCCCAAACUUCAGCAACUUUGGCUCAAGGCUCACUACACCGAAGCGGAGAAGUUGCGCGGAAGGCCGCUGGGAGCUGUUGGAAAAUACCGGGUGCGUCGCAAAUUCCCUUUGCCUCGGACCAUCUGGGACGGGGAGGAAACCAGUUACUGUUUCAAGGAAAAAUCCCGGAGUGUGUUACGGGAAUGGUAUAUCCACAAUCCCUACCCAUCCCCUCGUGAGAAAAGAGAGCUGGCAGAAGCUACUGGGCUGACUACAACUCAGGUCAGCAACUGGUUCAAGAAUCGGCGCCAGAGAGACCGUGCAGCAGAGACCAAAGAGAGGGAGAAUGGCGAGGGUGGCGUUCUGAAGGAAGGACAGGGCCUGCCCCGAGACAGACACAUGAUCCCCAGCUCUGAGGAUGAAAGCUCCCUCAUUGACAGCCCCUCACUGCUCUACCCUGCCUUGCAGCUUUCAGUUCCCAAGGGAUCCUCUCUUCACAAUGCCCAACGGGUGGAUUACCUGCAGAACCAGCCUCUCCACAAUGGCCUCCUGGGGUCCCUCACUUCCACUCUGGUAAAUCUGGGGUCCUGAAACAA